Messenger RNA from Endocarpon pusillum Z07020, 477 nucleotides. RefSeq lists its product as uncharacterized. NCBI's taxonomy places the organism in Eukaryota, Fungi, Ascomycota, Eurotiomycetes, Verrucariales, Verrucariaceae. Bases 1 to 477 code for a protein of 158 amino acids. The transcript has a single exon. The record is from RefSeq and is a predicted model, not a curated record.
AUGGAGGAUAUUCAGUCGCCGUCAUUCUAUAUGAACGACACAACGCCUACCAAGCUCGCCGACGUUGAUAGGAUUGAAGAGGGAGCUAUUCUCAACCUUAUUCCCCCACAACACGUUAUCACGAAGCUCUCUAAGGCCCUCCGCACGGCUCUGACGGAAAUUCAGCUCCAAAAAGAUCAGAUCAACCUGAUGACGGCUGCUGCUCAGAAGAAAGCCUUGAUGUCGCAAAGCAAGCGCCAAAUCAACCACCCAAUUGGCGAGCCUCGUAAUUCAGAGGUCAAAUACAUGCGGGCCGCUGUCAUGGCGAGAAAAACGCGUGAAGAUGCGGCCCUGGAGCGUAAAAAGACGCGUGAAACCAAAAAACGAGCUGAACUAAUUACAGCAGCUUCCGUGCCUAAGAUCACCCCCCAAACAGAGGUGGAGGAGUCUGAUUUCUCAGAGGCUGUGAGCUACGAUAGCAAUGAUGUUAUAGAUUAA